Molecule: messenger RNA, 1289 nt
Organism: Ixodes scapularis (black-legged tick)
Lineage: Eukaryota; Metazoa; Arthropoda; Arachnida; Ixodida; Ixodidae
Product: ubiquitin-conjugating enzyme E2 T
Exons: 5
Coding region: 484-1161 (225 amino acids)
Source: RefSeq, a predicted model, not a curated record
ACUGCGUCCCGAGCGCCGACCGGCAGCCGUGCACGCUCGGUGACCUGAAAAAACAUGAUAACUGCCUAUCAGGGGCUGCCGAGAUGCCACAAGUAGUAGGGGAUUACCGUAAAACGGUGAAGACAGCUGACCACAUCUGUGAGCCGUUUUCUUCGAGCGGUUUGACUCAGCACUCAGCACUCAGCCAUCGUAGCUCCCGCGAAAUGAGAGAUAAAGACAGUAAAGGAUUUAGCUGAUUUAGCGUGCCGACGGAACUGAUGCGGAAGAAAUCCGCUCUGUAUUUGCAGCGCUCAAAACAAACGCGACAAAAUAAAGCAUGAGUCUAUGAAGUACUUUUAUUAAACUUAUCUUAGUAUAUUUACGUUUUCAAAACAAAAAUCCAAGUUAAUUAUAUUCCUCUGACAGCGAACUAGGGCGCUUUGCGACGACAUCGACGACAUCAUCAUUCCCGUUCAUGACGUCAUAAGUCGGGGUUUCUCCUGGAUGCGCGGGAAAACGUUGUGCAGUCAAACAUCAACGUUAAAUGAAAAGUCCUAUCAGCUCCCAUCAGUUGUGACAACGUUAGAAUCUCUUGUAUUUACGUGCAAAGAUACCCGGCUGAAUCUUUGGACUGUUGAACCGGUGACUCGGGCUGGAGUGUCGUGUCGACUGGGCCGCCUUCAGUUUCACUUCGUGGCUUUGUCGUACGGGAGGCCGGAAACAAUGUUGCGCAGUGCCCGCCUCAGGAAAGAACUGGAAAUGCUGAACACGCAGCUUCCCCCCGGAAUCGUCUGCAACGCAGCGAAUGAGAGCAUGGACCAGAUAGAAGCAGUCAUUUUUGGUACCAGUGGCACACCGUACGAGGGUGGCAAGUUCAAGAUAAGUAUUCAAAUUCCCGAAAGGUAUCCGUUUGACGCACCGAGAGUCAAGUUCCAGACGCCAGUGUACCACCCCAACAUCGACUCUGCUGGCAGGAUCUGCCUCGAUGUCCUCCAGAUGCCUCCCAAGGGUCGCUGGAAGCCGUCCCUGAACCUGAAGGCAGUCCUGCUCUCGCUCCAGGCGUUGUUGGCACAGCCCAACCCGGAUGAUCCUCUCGUACCUCAUGUGGCUGAACAGUUCAAGUUGAGCAGAGAGUUGUUCAACAGUCAGGCGGCCAAACACACGCGUCGCCACGCUACGUGAGAUGGAGCCGCCCACCACGUCGGAAAGAGUCUCGGUUCUCUACUACGAGAAGACUAGCCCUGAUCUCAAGGUGAAAACGGGUGCCAGUCAUGUAUACAUGUAUCAUAAAGCUUGCACGUGUCCUUCUA